Molecule: messenger RNA, 1482 nt
Organism: Bacillus rossius redtenbacheri
Lineage: Eukaryota; Metazoa; Arthropoda; Insecta; Phasmatodea; Bacillidae
Exons: 4
Coding region: 32-793 (253 amino acids)
Source: RefSeq, a predicted model, not a curated record
GCCUGCAGCCGCUCUUCGCCUGACGGGGACCAUGGAGCUGCUGUUCCAGGUGUUGCUGGUGGCGCUGGCGGCGGCCUGGUGCUGUGGAGACCCGGCCACCACCACCGUGGAGCCCACCAACACCACCAACACCAACAACACCACCAACACCACCACCGACACCACCACGGAGGCCUCCAAGGGCAAGAGGACAAUCGACCAGCAGCUCGGCUACGGCACCAACGACUUGCAGUCCCGCCUCCAAGCGGCGCAGCCUCAGCAGCAGGCGGCGAGGGGCUACUACCCGGGCCUGAGGGAGCUGCUCCUGAGGCCUCAGCAGGACGGCCGGCAGCUGUUCGCGCCGCUGUUCGGCGAGGCGCAGGCGCAAGCGCCGCUCUACCCGGGCUACUCGCCGCUCCAAGCGUUCAGCUCUCCGCUGCUCGGCGCGCAGCUGCCUCGCCUGGUGCCCGUCAUCAUCCUCCGGCUGCACCCCACCCCCGCCGGCCCGCAGAUAGCGCAGGCGUUCCCUGCCUUGCUGCACGCCCCGGAGCCGGCGCGGCCCAGGGUCAGCCUGCAGGCGCUGCAGUCGCUGCUCCUGCAGCAGCAGUACCGGCCGGAGGAGCCGCGGUACCGGCCGGAGGAGCAGCAGCAGUACCAGCAGUACCAGCAGUACCGGCCCGAGGCGCCGGAGGAGCUGGUGCAGGUCGCGCCCGGGCCCCUCAAGCCGGUGUUCGGGCGCAAGAAGCCCGCGGCGGGCAAGUCGGGAGUACCCGAGCCCAGCUAUCACCCGCGCCCCUUCAAGGACCAGCAGUGAGCCAUUGGCUGGGGCUACCACACCGCACCGCCGUGCGACAGCCGCGUUGUAGCCACGUGUCGCCUCGUUCAUUCAGUCUUGGGAGGGUUUCAGUUACAACAGCUAGCUUCCCAACAACUACACUGUCUUGGGGGUUGCCAUCAAACAGAUUGCCAAUGUUUUUUUUUUUUCAACUCUGCAAGUAAAUAAUGUGGUGUAUACUACAACACAAGGCGUUGCUCACAAGCCAAACAUCUACUACUAAACAGCACGAUACAGCCGCUUUAUUAACUGUUUACUGGCGUCACGAUAGUAGUGCCGAGUUCAAAGUCUGACUGUGGGCGUUGUUAAUUAAAUAAUAUGUUUUGAUAGUUACUUAAAAUGAAUACAUAUGUGUCAAAGAUGUCCAGUUUCUUCGGUCACCGACAUAUCGAACCUGAAAAUGCUGACAUUAAGGCUUGUUUGAUUUCUUCAUUUUUUUUAAGUCUACUUUUUUGACUUGUUUGAGUACCUGAUAUUUUUUUCUUGUAAAUAUUCAAAUUCGUAGUUAGAAAAUUAUGUAUCUGACAAAAAUUUGUUUGUUUUUUUGUUUGUUUUUUAUGUAUCAAUGUAACAUACCGGCGGAUUGUUGGGAUUAAUUUGUAUUUUACCAUUACAAAUACAAAAAAAGAUUUUUAUAAAAAUAAAUAAAUGAUAUUUUAAGAAGCUAA